Messenger RNA from Arabis nemorensis, 2346 nucleotides. NCBI's taxonomy places the organism in Eukaryota, Viridiplantae, Streptophyta, Magnoliopsida, Brassicales, Brassicaceae. The record is from the annotation of a GenBank genome assembly.
AUGAAGUUUGGUAAAGAAUUGUCGUCACAAAUGGUUCCAGAGUGGCAACAAGCUUAUAUAAGCUACGAUUAUCUCAAAUCCCUUCUCAAAGAAAUCAUCAAACUCAAACACAAAACCAACCCUCUUCCCCCUCCUCAUGACGCGGUCUCCGGUGAAGGGCUUAGCCGGAAAAUGACUCUAUACCGAGCAUUUAGUGGUCUUGUCCAAACGCCGGGAAGGAAAAGACAAAGCUCCGGUCAAAUCAAUUCUUCUUUAGAAACCGACAUUGAAGAAGGUAAAGCUCCGAUACUUGUUAACAAAUCGAAUCAUGGAUUAGAGACAACGUUUUUGAUGACAGCGGAGGAAGGAGGAGAAUAUGAAUUGGUGUUUUUCCGGCGACUAGACGAUGAGUUUAACAGAAUAGAGAAAUUCUAUAAAGAGAAAGUUGAAGAAGUAGUGAAAGAUGCGAUUAUGCUUAAUAAGCAAAUGGAUGCUCUAAUCGCGUUUCGGAUUAAGGUUGAGAAUCCUGUUGGGUGGGGAUGGGAGGAACGGACAGUUGAGAUGACUCGUUUGGCCUCCGACGUCGCGACAUCCACGGCUGCGAUGGCUGCUUCUACACCCACCAGUACACGAACCAUGAAACCUCACAUGGAGGCAAUACAAGAACGAGGCUCCAUCAAAGCUGAUCAAUCCGACGAAGAUGAAGAUCAUCACGGCAGAACAACCAGCUUGAGCAAAAUCGGAGGUCCGAGACCAGCUCCAAUCGAAGUUCUAGAUCGAAUCCAAAUCAACAACACUAAGGCAACGCCUAAAUCCACCAUUAGAGGCGUUCUCCAUUCCUCGAACCAAGACGAGAUCAAAUUCAGUAGAAAUAAUCUGAGAGAAGUCGAAGAAAAGCUCAAAUUCGCAUUCAUCGACUUUCUAAAUGUGUUGGCGUUCUCGAAGAUAUUGAAGAAGUAUGAUAAGAUAACUUCGAGAAAAGCUUCAAAAUCGUACAUGAAAAUGGUUGAUAAUUCGUAUCUAGGAGGCUCUGAUGAGCUUAUGAAGCUGAUACAACGCGUUGAAGCUACAUUCAUAAAGCAUUUCGCAAAUGGUAAUAGAAGAAAAGGAAUGAACAUUUUGAGACAUCAAAUGAAAAGAGAGAGACAUCGACUUACAUUCUCCACAGGUUUCUCUGCUGGAUGUGUGUUUUCGCUUGUAGUGGCUCUAGUCGCCAUUAUACGCGCCCGGAAAAUCUUUGAAAAGGAAGGCCAUAAAGAUUACAUGAUUACUAUGUUCCCUCUUUAUAGCUUGUUUGGGUUCAUUGUGCUUCACAUGACUAUGUAUGCUAUUAAUAUAUACUAUUGGAAGCGUUAUCGAGUGAAUUACGCCUUCAUAUUUGGGUUCAAGCAAGGAACUGAACUUGGUUACAGACAAGUUCUGUUUGUGGGAUUCAGCAUUGGAGCAUAUGCGUUGCUUUGUAUUCUUGGGAAUCUUGAUAUGCAAGCUGACCCCAAAACCAAAAAUUACAAAGCAUUAACCGAACUUCUUCCUCUUUUCCUUUUUGUCGCUCUGUUUGUAGUUUUGAUCUUGCCAUUCAACAUUCUCUACCGUUCGAGUCGCUUCUUCUUCCUCACAUGUCUAUUUCACUGCCUUGCUGCUCCUCUUUACAAGGUAACACUACCUGAUUUCUUCUUAGGAGAUCAAUUAACUAGCCAAGUACAAGCUCUACGAAGCAUCGUGUUCUACAUAUGUUACUACGGUUGGGGAGACUUCAAACAAAGACAAAACACUUGCGAAAAAUCAGACAUCUACAAAUAUUUCCUAUACAUUGUUGCUGUACUCCCAUAUCUAUCUCGCCUACUUCAGUGCAUGCGACGGAUGAUUGAGGAAAGAAGCUUAGAGCAAGGAUACAACGGAGUCAAAUACUUGUUGACAAUAAUAGCUGUUUGUUUAAGAACAGCUAGUAGUUCAGACGACAAGAACUUUAUCCUCAAAGUGUUAGCUGGUGCUGCCUCGCUUCUUGCUGCGGUUUUCUGUACAUAUUGGGACUUUGUCCAUGACUGGGGACUUCUGAACAAAUCAUCCAAUAACCGAUGGCUUCGAGAGAAACUUCUCGUACCAAAUAAGAAAGUAUACUUCAUCGCAAUGAUCUUGAACAUUGUGUUGAGAUUCGCUUGGUUGCAAACGGUAUUGAAUUUUCAAUUCAAGGUGAUGCACGCGCAGACGUUGGUUGCCGUUAUGGCUAGUCUUGAGAUUAUUCGCCGUGGGAUGUGGAAUUUCUUCAGGUUAGAAAACGAACAUUUGAAUAAUGUUGGGAAGUACAGAGCUUUCAAGUCAGUUCCAUUACCGUUCAACUACGACGAAGACGAUGAGAAAGACGACUAA